UGAACCGCGCUGCGUUGUGUGGCUGCGCGCAACCCCUCGGCUUGGAGUGACCAUCUCUCUUGGAUCGAGUAUGCCCACAAUUCCAUGUCCUGUGCUGCCACCGGCAUGUCCCCGUUCGAAUGCUCCCUGGGAUACCAGCCACCCUUGUUUCCUGCUCAGGAGGAUUACAUCUCCGUCCCCUCGGUCCAGCACCAUCUCCGCCGUUGUCGCAGGACGUGGAGGGACGCACGCACCGCUCUGCUGCGCUCCGCAGAGCAGAACCGGCGCAUUGCUGAUCGCCACCGGGCUCCCGCUCCUGCCUAUCGGGUGGGUCAACAGGUGUGGUUGUCCUCUAGGGAUCUCCCCUUACGAACUGGCUCCAAGAAGUUAACCCCUCGUUUUGUUGGCCCUUUCCCUAUUAUUUCCGUCAUCAAUCCCUCAGCGGUCACACUCAAGCUGCCUCCAGCCAUGCACGUCCACCCCACCUUCCAUGUCUCUCGUUUAAAGCCAGUCUCCACCAGUCCCCUCUCCCCCCCGGACGUUCCCCCCCCACCUCCCCGUUUGACUGACAACCACCCAGAUUACACCGUCCGGCAGUUGCUGGACAUUCGUCGUCGGGGCAGGGGGUAUCAGUACCUCGUGGAUUGGGAGGGUUAUGGGCCAGAGGAAAGGAGCUGGGUUUCGCGGGGCCUCAUCCUCGACCCCUCCCUCAUCCGGGAUUUUCAUCGGGCUCACCCAGAGAGGCCUAGGCCGCCUGGAGGCGUCCAUUGAGGGGAGGGUACUGUUGUGGUCACAGCAGUCUGCUGUGUUUUUCCUCCUCCUGGGUUUGCCACUCCCCCUGUCGGUCUCACUUCACACCUGGCCGUCAUCUGCAAUCAUGCUCACCUGGUCGUCAUCUCCAAUCAACUCCCCUUCAUAAACCCUUGGAUUCCCUGCUGUCGGUGCCAGAUCGUACUUCGCUCUACAGUGUUAUCCGGAUCACGCACUCCAGCUCGCCUGCCUCACCCUCCCCCCGGCUUCCGCGUCCUCUACCUGCUCCUCCACCUCACUCAAUAAACCCCCUUGCAUCAAUUCAACACCGUCUCUUGUCUGCUCUUGGGUUCAGAAUCGUUA
Messenger RNA from Eleginops maclovinus (Patagonian blennie), 1092 nucleotides. RefSeq lists its product as uncharacterized. The record is from RefSeq and is a predicted model, not a curated record. NCBI's taxonomy places the organism in Eukaryota, Metazoa, Chordata, Actinopteri, Perciformes, Eleginopidae. The coding region runs from base 85 to 750 and encodes 221 amino acids. The transcript has 2 exons.